AUGACCAAGCUGCAUGGAGCUGUUGCGUCCGAAAGUACAAUCUGUUCUGGCAUAGGACGCGAUCUGCUUCUGAGAGGAGGCACAGCCGCUGAUGCAAUGGUCGGUACAGUCUUUUGUGUCGGUGUGAUCGGCAUGUAUCACUCGGGAAUCGGAGGCGGUGGCUUCAUGCUGGUCAGGGGCUCUGAUGGAGAGUACGAGUUCAUCGACUUCCGAGAAACAGCGCCUGCGGCCGCGUUCCAAGACAUGUAUAAGAACAACACGAACGCCAGUAUCUAUGGAGGCUUGGCAAGCGGAGUUCCUGGAGAGGUUCGUGGACUGGCACACUUGCACCAAAAGUAUGGGAAACUACCUUGGAAAGAGGUCAUGCAAGGCGCAAUUAAGACGGCUCGCUAUGGUUUCCCGGUCACCGCCGAUUUGGUCCGCUACAUGGCCUCUGCCACAGCAGGCCAGACCACCAAUUUUCUUGUUGAUGACCCGAACUGGGCUAUCGAUUUUGCACCCAAUGGCACUCUGUUGAGACUCAACGACACAAUUACCCGUCAGCGUUAUGCUUCAACUCUCGAAGCCAUUGCAGAGCGUGGACCCGAUGCUUUCUACACUGGCCCUAUUGCUGAAGCCAUGAUCGAUACGCUUCAAGCAGCCAACGGCACAAUGACCAUGGAAGAUUUGAAGAACUACACUGUGGCAAUUCGUGAUCCUGUCGAGAUCGACUAUAGAGGAUACAAGCUCAAGAGCGUGAGCGCACCAGCAUCAGGUGGCGUGGUACUGUCCAUCAUGAAUAUCUUGGAAGGUUAUAACAACAUGGGUGAAGAAGCAUACCUGAAUCUCAGCACUCAUCAUCUUGACGAAGCAACACGCUUUGGAUACGGCUUCCGUGCUUCCAUGGGAGACCCUCUGUUUGUCGAGGGUAUGGAUGAGUACCAAGCCGAGAUUCUCAAUGCAACCACGGCGGCAAAUGCUCGCCAUCUCAUUUCAGACACGCAUACUCUCAACGUCUCAACUUUUGAUCCUCGCAACCUCGAGAUAAAAGACACUCCUGGAACUUCACAGGUUGUGACUGCUGAUAGCUCGGGCAUGGCUAUUUCGCUCACCACAACAGUCAAUCUUCUGUUUGGUAGUCAGCUUAUUGUUCCUUCGACUGGAGUGAUAAUGAACAACGAGAUGAAUGACUUCUCGAUUCCAGGAACGAAGAACGCUUUCGGUCUUGAUCCUUCCGAAAGCAAUUUCGUGCGUCCCGGCAAGAGACCAAUGUCCUCGAUUUCUUGCACAAUCGCAGAGAACCCCGACGGCUCGCUCUACUUCGUUACAGGCUCUGCAGGAGGCAGUAGAAUCAUCACGGCGACGUUGCAGACAUUGUGGCAUGUUUUGGACCAGAACAUGACUGCUGCUGAAGCAUUGGCGGCACCGCGUCUGCAUGACCAGCUUUCUCCCAACUAUGUGAGCUUUGAGUAUGCAUAUGACAACCAGACAGUGGCGUACAUGAAGAGCUUGGGCCACAAUGUCACUUGGGUAGCACCAGGGCAGAGCACAGCACAGUGUUUGCGAGUGCUGAGCAACGGCACGUUUGAUGUUGCUAGCGAGCCUCGCCAGCUGAACUCGGGUGCAUAUGCUGUAUAA
Aureobasidium melanogenum CBS 110374 is the source of this 1617-nucleotide messenger RNA. RefSeq names its product gamma-glutamyltransferase. Gene Ontology annotation, biological process: glutathione catabolic process. The coding region runs from base 1 to 1617 and encodes 538 amino acids. Gene Ontology annotation, molecular function: glutathione gamma-glutamate hydrolase. The record is from RefSeq and is a predicted model, not a curated record. Gene Ontology annotation, cellular component: plasma membrane. The transcript is spliced from 2 exons. NCBI's taxonomy places the organism in Eukaryota, Fungi, Ascomycota, Dothideomycetes, Dothideales, Saccotheciaceae.